AUGGAAGCUGAGAAAGAACAAGGCCUCAUGCCUGGAUCUGAGAGGGAUGCCUCAGACGACAACACCUUGACAGGCCGUGAUGAGGAGGAACUCUCCCGCACAAAGACAUCAGCUUCAAUAGCAGAUUCUUUCUCUCUACCACGUGAAAUUCUAUUCAUAGCCAUCAUCUGCAUGGCCCAGUUCAUGACACAAGGCGCUCUCGGAAACUGUCUCAAUAUCAUCCACAUCAUCGGCGACUCAUUCGGCCUCAAGAACCCAGCCGAGCUGAGCUGGCUCAUCGCCGGCUACAGUCUCACAGUCGGAACCUUUAUUCUCUUUGCAGGACGCCUUGGAGACAUCUUUGGAUAUAAGCGCAUGUUCGUUAUCGGAUUCGUUUGGUUCGCUGUCUGGUCAAUGGUCUGCGGUCUUGCCAGCUACUCCAACCACGUUCUCUUCGUAUUCGCAAGAGUCUUCCAGGGUAUCGGACCAGCACUGGUUAUGCCAAACGGCCUUGCUAUUCUGGGAGCAUCGUACAACCCCGGUGCCAAAAAGGCUAUCGCUUUUGCCCUAUUUGGCGCUUGUGCCCCUGGCGGUGCUGUUUUCGGCUCUGUCUUUGCUGGACUUUUUGUCCUUGGUGACCCCAGCUGGUGGCCUUGGGCGUUUUAUUCUUUCGCCAUCGGCCUGCUCUUUAUUGCACUUCUGGCGAGCUUCAUCAUCCCUGACCCACCGCAUAAGCUUUCAUCUGCUGACUUGUCGUGGGGAGAGAUCCUUGGUCAACUGGAUCUUCCCGGUGCCGUGACUGGUAUCACUGCCCUCGUGCUCUUCAACUUUGCCUGGAACCAAGCUCCUAUCGACGGCUGGGACAAGCCCUGGGUUAUUGUCACUUUGAUUGCUGGAGUUCUGAUGGUUCCUGUCUUCUUUUACGUCGAGUUGCGCGUCGCCUCGCAUCCCCUCAUCCCAUUCGAUGCUUUGACCAGCGAUGUUGCCUACAUCUUGACUUGCAUUGUCUGUGGUUGGGCGACGUUCGGUAUCUGGGUUUACUAUACAUGGCAGUUCUUCCAGAUGGUCCGAGGAGCCUCUCCUAUCUUGUCAAGUGCUUGGAUGAGCCCUGUGGCCAUCUCCGGAGCUUGUGCUUCCAUGACUACAGCUUGGCUUUUGCACGUUUCGCACCCUGCGCUGGUCAUGCUGCUUGCUAUGGGUGCAUUCACCACGGGUACCAUUCUUAUGAUGACUGCUCCCAUUGAACAAUCCUACUGGUACCAAACUUUCUUCGGCCUCAUCAUCAUGACAUUUGGCAUGGACAUGUCCUUCCCCGCUGCGACGUUGAUUCUUUCCAACUCUGUCAAGAGAGAGCACCAGGGCAUUGCAGCAAGUCUUGUCAGCACCAUUGUCAACUACAGUAUCAGUCUCGGCCUGGGCUUUGCUGCCACUGUUGAGGUCAACAUUAACAAGGGCGGAGAGUCCCAGGCAGAUUUGCUCAAGGGAUACCGUGCAGCAUUCUAUAUGGGUGUUGGAUUUGCUGGAUUAGGAUUCGCCAUCAGCAUUGUUUAUUUCAUCAAGAGCAUGUGGAGGAAGAAGAAGGUUGAGCAAUAA
This is a messenger RNA of Fusarium pseudograminearum CS3096, 1572 nucleotides long. RefSeq lists its product as uncharacterized. Gene Ontology annotation, molecular function: transmembrane transporter activity. Gene Ontology annotation, biological process: transmembrane transport. The transcript is spliced from 2 exons. The record is from RefSeq and is a predicted model, not a curated record. The coding region runs from base 1 to 1572 and encodes 523 amino acids. Lineage: Eukaryota; Fungi; Ascomycota; Sordariomycetes; Hypocreales; Nectriaceae. Gene Ontology annotation, cellular component: membrane.